Messenger RNA from Salmo salar (Atlantic salmon), 298 nucleotides. Its product is annotated as metallothionein A. NCBI's taxonomy places the organism in Eukaryota, Metazoa, Chordata, Actinopteri, Salmoniformes, Salmonidae. Gene Ontology annotation, molecular function: metal ion binding. The record is from RefSeq and is marked provisional.
AUGGAUCCUUGUGAAUGCUCCAAAACUGGAUCUUGCAACUGCGGUGGAUCCUGCAAGUGCUCCAACUGUGCAUGCACCAGUUGUAAGAAAGCAAGUUGCUGCGACUGCUGUCCUUCCGGCUGCAGCAAGUGUGCCUCAGGCUGCGUGUGCAAGGGCAAGACUUGUGAUACCAGCUGUUGUCAGUGAGGCCUGGUGUAUUACAUCACAAUGAAGUCCAUUCCCUAUGACUGACGUUGUACCAUCUUGAGCAUAGGUUUUGUACUUUGUCAAAUGUAAGGCAAUAAAUUGCAUCUAACUU